Molecule: messenger RNA, 1216 nt
Organism: Chlorella variabilis
Lineage: Eukaryota; Viridiplantae; Chlorophyta; Trebouxiophyceae; Chlorellales; Chlorellaceae
Exons: 8
Coding region: 1-1101 (366 amino acids)
Biological process (GO): chromatin organization
Cellular component (GO): nucleus
Source: RefSeq, a predicted model, not a curated record
AUGUCGUACGGAGGCGGAUAUGUUGGCACCACGGAGGACAAGCGCCGCAUAGAGCGGCAACUCAAGGAGCGGGACGAGCAACACAAGCAGUAUGAGGAGGCCAAGAAGAAGGCGCAGCAGGGGCAUGGGCUUCGGCAGUUUGGCACCGCCAGCUCAGAGGCCAUCGAGCACGCAUUCAAGAACGAGACGGUGGGCUUGGUGACGCGGGAGCAGUUUGUGGAGAAGCGGCUGACCAUCGAGGAGCGACUCAAGGAGGAGGAGAAGCGGCAGCGGCAUGAGGCAGAGGAGGAGGCGCUGCGGGAGAAGGAGCGCCAGCGAGCCAAGAAGGCCAAGACGGAGCAGAAACACAAGCUGUCAUUUGAUGACUUCCUUGAAGAGAAUGAGGACGAGGGGCAAGCUGAGGCGGCAACCCAGCGGCAACAGUGCGCGCAGCCACCUAGCAACGGCGGCAGUGCCGAGGAUGCCGAGGGUGGCAAUGGCGCCAGCGGCAGCGGUGCAGGCCCACGGCUGCUGUAUGCCAAGCUGGGCAAGGAUCCCACCGUGCGCACCGACUUCCUGCCGGACAAGGACCGGGAGCGGGAGGAGCAGGAGUUGCGCGAGAAGCUCAAGGCCGAGUAUGCACUGCGGCAGGCAGCCAUCAAAGCGGAGCCGCUAGAGAUCAUCUACAGCUACUACAACGGCACUGGCCAUCGGCGUGCUGUGACAGUUCGCAAGGGCGAUAACGUGGGCCAGUUCCUCAAGGCUGUGGUGGAACAGCUCACGCCGCAGUUCAGGGAGAUCCGGACUACGAGCGUGGGCAACCUGAUGUAUGUCAAAGAGGACAUCAUCCUGCCCCACACUGUCACCUUUUACGACCUAAUCGUCAACAAGGCCAUGGGCAAGAGUGGGCCGCUGUUCCAGUUCGACCUGCACGAACAUGCUGUGGCCUCGUUUGACCCGCGUGUGAAGAGCCAGGACUCGCACGCAGGCAAGGUUGUCGACCGCCACUGGUACAAUAAGAACAAGCACAUCUACCCAGCCUCGCGAUGGGCGCCGUUUGACGACGCGCGACAGUUUAAGGGGGAGCAGGCUGAAGGGGAGGGCGAUGGCACAGACAAGUGAUGUUGCUAGCUGCCGGGUGGAUCGCAGGCUUUAUCACUCGAGAUAUUGUACCAUUGACCCCUUUUGGUGUAGCCGCCGCCGCCUACCGUGACCCGCUUGUCACCGACGGCACAUC